This is a messenger RNA of Diuraphis noxia (Russian wheat aphid), 857 nucleotides long. RefSeq lists its product as uncharacterized. Gene Ontology annotation, molecular function: telomeric repeat DNA binding. Gene Ontology annotation, cellular component: shelterin complex. Lineage: Eukaryota; Metazoa; Arthropoda; Insecta; Hemiptera; Aphididae. Gene Ontology annotation, biological process: telomere maintenance via telomere lengthening; protection from non-homologous end joining at telomere. The record is from RefSeq and is a predicted model, not a curated record.
UUACAGAAGUCGUUUGCAGCUGUAGUUGAUACACCAAAUGACCAUACAAUGGUACUCACAAACCCAAAACAAUCAAAUUAUUUUCAUGAAAAAAUUCCAGCUUUUGAUAUMAAAUACAUAGAAGAUUGUUUUAUAACAAAAGACUUUCCUGAUCCUACCAAAUAUUUAAUCAAAAACACAAGUCUUUCAAAUUAUACCAAAGAUGAUAUAAUUGAUUGUUGGAUUUAUAAAACUAAAGGAUGGUCUGAUUUAGUUUCGAUUCCGGAAAAUAAAAAUUCUACUUCUAAAACCCCAAUCAACAAAUCAUCUCAAGUCACAAGCUCCAACGAUGAUAUUGAUUACAGUGUGUCAGCUAAGYGUUCAAAGAUUGCUUCCCCAUCUAAACACACAAGAAUGCCUUAUACACACAAAGAAGAGACGAAUAUUGUUAAAUAUAUCAUUAAGAACAAUCAUGCUUUUGAUAUUAAAGGGAGAGCAAUGUGGCAACAGAUGGAACAUGAUAACGUAUGUAGACACCGUACAUGGCAAUCUAUGAAAGAAAGAUAUUUAAAAUCUAUUAAAUUUGACUUAAAUUCAGGAAAUCAUAGAUUUCCAUUUAUUAAACCAAAAGAUUUGAAACUAUUGCGACAAGGUUUAAAUAUUGAAAUAAUGGAUAAGAUUGAAAAAGAUGCAAUGAAAUCUAAAUUCAAUGAAGAACGAAUUAAUCAUUAUUUAUCAGACAGUUCCUAAAUUUAAUGUCUACAAAACGUUGCAUACACUAUUAUAAUGCCAGAAGUUUUGACUACCUCUAUGUAGUUUUUGUACAAUUUUUAGCUGCAUAUAUUUUAUAAUUUAAAACUUAAUUUAAAAACUAAUAA